CAUGCAGGCACUGAGCAUGAGCAAGUGUCUGUCUGAGAGCAGCGCUGGGCGCUCAGGGACUGGACAUAAACAAGAGUGCAAGUGCAGGGGUGGACGCGCUUGCCGCUGCCCUUUUGAAAACACUUUGCGAGAGCCGCUGGCCGGGCCCGAGGAGCUGGUGCUCGCUGCUGCGCGCGCCAGGGGGGUGAAGUUGUGAGGUUCCGCGGGUGGGCGGAGACAGAACGCGGAGCCUCUGCUGAAGCGACGGCACGAGGAGGAGGAGCCCGGGCAGGGAGCUGCGGCUGCUGCAGUGUCCUAGGACCAGCAGCAGCGUCGGCGGCGGCAGGUAGUGGCAUGUGCUGGAGGGAUCUGCAGUGUGAUUGACAUUCCGUGGUGCUUCCUCUUUAUUUUCUUCACACAGGAGAGGAGCAGGACCCCUCAGAGCAACAUUUGAAACCGAAAAUGCCUGGCCUGCAGCCCUGUGGUGGUGUUGCUCUGCUGGGCUCUCUGAUGCCUCUGUAAUCAGAUAAGAGCCAAGGUAUCCACAUCAGAAAACCCCCAUGGCAACUGAGAGAGGCUGAGAAGCCAGUGGAUUUGGAGACUGGCUGGCUGGUCCUCUUUCCCCUGGAUGUGGUUCAUCCUGACUGGGGCUCUGCUUUCACCAUGUCAAAGAGGAUUAAUGAUGUCGUCUCUUACCAUUGUGUUCCCCACCUGUCGUCUUGGUAGGAUCUAGCUACAGAAUGAACAUAGCAGCAGUGUUUAAUGCCCUGCUAGUGUCUGCCCUUGCAGCUGUGCUGUGGAAAUACAUCAAGCUGCGAGAGCACGUCUUCGUGGUUGAAGAAGAGCUGGUCCUCAUUCGCCAGUCCCAGGAACUCUCUCAGGUCCAGAUUGACUACCAUGCAGCUCUUCAGGCCCUGGUGGAGGACGGUACCAGGAUGGUAUGCACAGGCAGGAUGCACACGGAUCGCAUCUGCCGCUUUGAGUCCCUCUGUUACUCCACUGAGGCAGAGGAGUUUGUCUUCUUUCACAGCAACGCGUCGGUUAUGCUUCCCAAUCUGGGUUCCAGGAGAUUCCAGCCUGCCUUGCUUGAUCUUUCCUCGGUGGAGGACCACAACACCCAAUAUUUCAACUUUGUGGAACUGCCAGUUGCUGCAUUGAAAUUCAUGCCAAAGCCGGUCUUUGUGCCUGAUGUGGCGCUCAUCACCAACCGAUUCAACCCGGACAACUUGAUGCAUGUCUUCCACGACGACCUCCUCCCGAUCUUCUACACCAUGCAGCAGUUCCCAGACUUGGAUCUGGAGUCACGACUCUUCUUCAUGGAGGGGUGGAGUGAAGGCCUGCACUUCGAUCUCUACAAGUUACUGAGUAACAAACAGCCACUCCUCAGAGAGCAGCUUAAAACCCUGGGCAGGCUCCUUUGUUUUACCAAAUCUUACGUAGGGCUGUCCAAAAUCACCACAUGGUACCAAUAUGGAUUUGUUCAGCCACAAGGACCAAAGGCAAACAUCUUGGUUUCUGGCAAUGAGAUCAGGCAUUUCACCAAGUUCAUGAUGGAGAAGCUGAAUGUCAGCUUGGAAGAAAGUGCCAGUGAGGAGUAUAUUGUAGUAUUCAGUCGAACAAUCAACAGACUAAUCCUAAAUGAGGCAGAACUGAUCUUGGCGCUUGCCCAAGAGUUUCAGAUGAAAACCAUUACAGUCUCCAUAGAGGACCAUUCGUUUUCUCACAUUGUACGUCUGAUCAGCAAUGCAUCGAUGCUAGUCAGCAUGCACGGAGCCCAAUUAGUGAUGUCUCUCUUCCUGCCAAGAGGGGCCUCUGUCGUGGAGCUGUUUCCUUAUGCGAUCAACCCCGAACACUACACCCCAUACAAAACACUGUCAACGCUCCCUGGCAUGGAUCUCCAGUACAUUGCCUGGCAGAACACUGAUCAGGAAAACACUGUAACCUUUCCUGACAGGCCAUGGGACCAGGGAGGAAUUGCUCACUUAGACAAGGCAGAGCAGGAACGCAUAAUAAAGAGCAAGGAGGUUCCACGCCACCUCUGCUGUCGGAACCCGGAAUGGCUUUUCCGAGUCUACCAGGAUACAAAAGUCGACAUCCCUUCCCUUAUCCAAGUGAUCAGGCAAACAGUGAAAUUAAAGCCUGGACCCAAGAAGCAGAAGUGGACUGGUGGUCUGUACCCUGGCAAGGUCAGGGAUGCUAAGUGUCAAGCCUCUGUCCAAGGUACUAGUGAAGCGAAGCUCUCUGUGUCUUGGCAGAUCCCCUGGAACCUUAAGUAUCUGAAGGUCAGGGAGGUGAAAUAUGAAGUGUGGAUACAGGAGCAAGGUGAAAACACUUACAUGCCUUAUAUUUUGUCACACCAGAAUCACACCUUUUCAGAAAACAUUAAGCCAUUCACGAUAUAUCUGGUGUGGAUCCGCUGCAUCUUCAACAAAAAUCUCCUUGGACCUUUUGCAGAUGUGCUCUUGUGUAGUACGUAACCCACUCUCUCUCAUGUGUCGAGUCCUGCCAUGCACCCCACCCCAUCAGUGGUUUUAAAAACCUGUUGUCCUGUAGUUUUUUAGAGGGCUGAAGAGGGCCAGACCAUGCCAAUUCCUAAGUGCCCAUUUUAUUGCAUUUAAUGUGUGUAUUCUCUAGGUGGCAUUUAUUUCCAUUUGGUGUAAGAGCUCUCUGUUCCGAAAGUAACCUCCAGAAAUGAAAUUACAAGCUGAAUACCUGUAAUUGAAAAGCAGAAUGGAAGUGAAUCGCGUGUAAUUUGGUAGUGAUUUGAAUCUUUCUGUCGUGCAGUGAGUAUUUAAGUGCAGCAUUAAACUACAAUUAAUUAUAUGGCUAGAUGGACAAUUGUCAUCAUCUUUCCCCAUUAUAACUUAUUUUUAAAAGCUGUAUCUGUAACCCAAGUACAGGAUUUGGUACAAGAGUAUUCAUUAAAUUAUUGUAAACCUC
Chrysemys picta bellii (western painted turtle) is the source of this 2919-nucleotide messenger RNA. It is a transcript of the gene POMGNT2, whose product is annotated as protein O-linked mannose N-acetylglucosaminyltransferase 2 (beta 1,4-). Gene Ontology annotation, molecular function: protein binding; protein O-acetylglucosaminyltransferase activity. NCBI's taxonomy places the organism in Eukaryota, Metazoa, Chordata, Testudines, Emydidae. The record is from RefSeq and is a predicted model, not a curated record. Gene Ontology annotation, biological process: protein O-linked glycosylation via mannose. Gene Ontology annotation, cellular component: endoplasmic reticulum.